AUGGAGUUUUCAUUGGCGAAGAAAAAGGCACCGGCGCGAAGCGUGGGGGUGCAACACGAGGAGAAGGCGAAGGCGGUGGAGUACGUCACCGGCGUGGCGGGAAACGAGAUCGAAGGAACGAGCGGUGACGACGAGCCGGUGCGAGAUAAGGUCAUCGCGAGGAUCGAGAACACGUUCGAGGUGGGGACGGGACGAAGAAGAAAGAUCCCGAGUUUCAUACCGACGAAAGAUGAGAUCGAGCGGGAUAACAAGAGGUUCCACGUCGCGGAGACGAUCGCGGCUGGAGGAGAAUUGGCUCAGCAAGGAGUGGCGUACGGUCUGACGAAGAUGGGACCAAAGCACGGCGCAGUAGCGGCGGAGAAGAGCGAUCGGGACAAGGCGGGUGAGAGCUUCAUCGGUAAAAGUUUGCAUGAGAAAGAACUUCAAGCGUUCAAGGAGGAUAUGGAGGAUUUACCGGAGCAGGCAUCGAUUGAGGAAUAUGAGGACAUGCCGAUUGAAGACUUUGGCAAAGCGAUGCUGCGCGGAAUGGGCUGGGAGGAGGGCAAAGCGGUGGGUCGAAUGCACAGAGGUAUGGUUGAGGCUGUCGAAUUUAUUCCUCGAGCGGCUCGGCUCGGUUUAGGAGCUCAGCCCGCGGAGAAGGACGCACCUCAGAAGAAGUACAUAAAACCGGGCGAAACGCGAGAGAAGAAAGCAGACAUGGUACGCGACCAGCGGGCAGUGGCCGACGCGGGCAUGAGAAACGUGAAGACAUUGGAUGAAAAGCUUGUUAAACGAAAAGAAGUUGGACCCAGAGAAGGAAAGAUGAUGUACAUCGCCGAUGGGCAGCACGCUGGAAUAUCAGGACGCAUUCUGCGGAUGCUGGGCGAAAAGGCCAGCAUAGAGCUCAGUAAUAGCGGUACAGUGGUCACGGUUCGGUGCAGUGAGCUUCAAGAAAUGAGCGAGAGAGAAACUAAGGCGAGCGUAGGAGAGAAGCGUUUCAGGAAUGACGAUAGUAAGAGCGCGGGGACGGCGGCAGAACCGUGGUUGUACACAAACGUUCGCGUGCGCGUUGUUAGCAAAAGCUUCAGUCGCGGGCAGUUCUAUCUCAUGAAGGGAGUCAUCGUGGAUGUUCUGACUCCCACAAAGUGUCUUUUACAAAUAGACGGAGGGGGUAAGACGAUCGAAAUCGACCAGCGGGCGUUGGAGACAGUUUUACCCAAGCUGGGAGGCCGCAUAUGUGUUGUCUUGGGCAAGUUUCGAGGUAGGCGCGGAAAGCUCCUUGAAAAGAAUAAGUCCAACGACACUGCGUCGAUACAGUUAAACGAGGACUUUGAGGCGCACGUUCUGCCCAUGGAUGCCAUCGCGGAAUAUUCGGGCGCGUUAGAUGAGGAAGAUUAG
This is a messenger RNA of Ostreococcus tauri, 1377 nucleotides long. Its product is annotated as G-patch domain. Gene Ontology annotation, cellular component: spliceosomal complex. The coding region runs from base 1 to 1377 and encodes 458 amino acids. Gene Ontology annotation, biological process: mRNA splicing, via spliceosome. The record is from RefSeq and is a predicted model, not a curated record. The transcript is spliced from 2 exons. Gene Ontology annotation, molecular function: nucleic acid binding. NCBI's taxonomy places the organism in Eukaryota, Viridiplantae, Chlorophyta, Mamiellophyceae, Mamiellales, Bathycoccaceae.